Molecule: messenger RNA, 1652 nt
Organism: Acanthaster planci (crown-of-thorns starfish)
Lineage: Eukaryota; Metazoa; Echinodermata; Asteroidea; Valvatida; Acanthasteridae
Product: integral membrane protein 2B-like
Biological process (GO): negative regulation of amyloid precursor protein biosynthetic process
Cellular component (GO): extracellular exosome; plasma membrane; Golgi apparatus
Molecular function (GO): amyloid-beta binding
Source: RefSeq, a predicted model, not a curated record
AGCACUACACACGGAGUCCAAACUCCAUGAAUUAACACGUAAGCGCAGCCAACAACUUGACCAAAACUGCCAGGAGGCGACGCUAGACCGUCCCGUUCGUAGAUUUUGUUGUCGCUCCUGGUUGAAAAAGUUCGUUUAUACGACAAAACGCCGUCGUCCUCAACUGUGCUAUUUCUCCAAGGCUUGUUUUGAGUGGUCAUUUCGUCACUACCAACGGGGAAUAAUGAAGAUAUACGCAGCAGACAAGGUUCAGCAAGCCAAAGUUGUGUAUGACGGCGAGACGUACACAACAGUAGCAGUACCGUCAAAGAUAGGGCAAUAUGCGUGUAAGUGCAAAGAUGGCAGCCAUGUCCUGACCAAAUCCUCUCAUCCUGAGGUCACGCCAAAUCAUCGGCAGUCGCGAUGCUGGAACUUCGGAAUGGCUUCCUGUCUCAUCUUUUCCAUUGUCGCCUCGGUUGGUUUGUGUGUGCUUCUUUACUCCGCUGCCAGACCAGUUCCACUGCAGGACAGUUUCUCGGUUGACGAGUGCGAGGUACCCAUUCUUCCAGAUCAACAGGAGCCCUUGGGUUACAAGGAACACAUGACAACUGAUAAAAAGAAUAUGAUAGAGACCUUUGAUAUCCCAGAGAUGAACGCCAACCAUCCAGCUACAAUUAUGCACGAUUUCUACAACGAAAUAACGAUUUAUUUGGAUCGGUUGGAGGAUACUUGUUUCAUCAUGAAACUCAACACAACAGAAGUUGUCCAGCCAAAGCACCUGCUGGAAGCUUUCAUCAGAUAUAAGAGAGGAGACUUUGACCUGGAUAUAGACACCAUUCGUGAAACCAUGCACGUACAGAUGCCACCAUUAUCUGACCUUGCUCCCCUUGGUCUUGGAGCUGAGAUUUUGUGUGAAGAUCUGCCUACCUAUUGGCUAGUCAAUCCCAGAACGCCGGCACUCCGGAAGCGAAGUAUUCACUCAGAUGAACAUCACGUGACAUACUUCAACGGACAAUACAUGGUUGACCUGACUGUUAUCAACGCAGUUUGAAGCGAACCUGGGACCCCUCCAGAAAAUGAUUUUGGAUGUUAUAGAAAUCGGAAGGUCAUAAACAAUAUACUGCCAUGUCAAAAGCAUUCCUAAAAAGGUUAUGUUUCUGAAUUGUUUCUAGAGUUUCUUAUGUACAAGUUGAUCAAGUGGUACCCCUGUACGAGAAUAACAUAUAAGCCUAAACGUUGCUCGAGUCGAUCUGUUUAAACUACGUUGGACCCUUUCUGGGGCUAGACAUGAAUUGAAUUGAGAAAACCCCGACACUCAAACGAAAAAGUCGUGCCUCACGCCUUUAUUUUAGGCUAAGAUUCCUUGAAUUUUACGUCAUUUUGACGAACAUUAAACUGUUAUGUACAUAAUAUUAACAGAAAGGGAUAGGAGUGGGAAGCCCUCCCACCUUACAAAGUUUAUGAAUGGUGGUUAAUUUGUAAAACACCUUCGUCUUUUGGCAAACUUAUAGGCAUGCGUUGUAAAUAUUAAAUGCACUUUAAACAACUCCGAAAUUAUGAUGCAUUGUCCCCAGCUACUCCCAGCUACACGAAAUGAGCUGUAAUUAUACAUGUAGUCUAUGAUAGCCCAUUUACAGCCGACUAGUUGAAUAAAGCUUGUCCUGGGCAGACUA